CUGCAUCCGUCCCAGGUACAAUUUGCCGUGGACCAAGCCCAUGCAGUCAUUGUAGGAUCGCGGAAACAAGAAUUACUACGGAGUAACUCCAAAGGACAACUCCCUCGUCUUUGCCGCCAAAGCUCCGUUCUCCAAUACAUAGCUUCAAGGUGAUACUCAUUUCUUUGAGUCCUACCAUUCUAUACAGUCCCAAGCUCCAGCCCGUUAUUCCUUUGUCUUUUGACCACCCAAAGUCACAGCAUUGCAUGCUGUUGCAGGAACAAAUUAGCUCGACUUGAGCAUCCAUUCGCUGUUCCUCUCUGCAGUCUUCCCCAGUGUCCUGUAACGUCAUGGCGACUCUACGACUACGAAGGCUCCCAGCCCUAAGCUCCUCACUGGCACUCACCAGACGUACGACGCCGCUUCAUGUUCGCACAUACACUGCUCUAAGAUCAAGCUCAACUCCCCGGCAGAGAUCUCUCCUUCCCUCCAAACACAACACUGCGCUCGCGCAAUUCCAGCAGUUCAGCACCUCGCCCACACACUAUGAAACAAUUGUCAAGGUGCCUCAAAUGGCUGAGUCCAUUUCCGAGGGUACCUUGAGCUCCUUUUCGAAACAGGUGGGAGACUAUGUUGAACAAGAUGAGGAAAUCGCCUCAAUUGAGACGGACAAAAUCGAUGUCUCGGUCAAUGCCCCCGAAGCUGGUACCAUUAAAGAGUUCCUGGUCAGCGAAGGCGACACGGUGACUGUUGGCCAAGACCUUGCCAAAAUCGAACCAGGCGAGGGCAGCGGCGGCGCAAAGGAAGCCAAGGAAGAGCCAAAAGAGCCAGCAUCCAAAGACCAACCCACAAGCUCGGAUCCUGAGCCCAAGAAAGAGGAGAAGAAGGAUGACAGUCCUCCUCCAGCGAAGAAGGAAGAGAAGGCCGCACCUCCCAAAGAAGAGAAGAAGCCUGCUCCUCCUAAAGAGGAAAAGAAGGCAAGCUCUGGAGAACAGAAAGUAGGGAUUGAAUCACCAUACGGCAAGGGAAAUAGAAAUGAGAACAGAGUCAAGAUGAAUCGCAUGCGUCUUAGAAUUGCGGAACGGUUGAAGCAAUCUCAGAACACAGCAGCAUCACUAACGACAUUCAACGAAGUGGACAUGACGGCGUUGAUGGAGCUAAGAAAGAAGUUCAAGGACGAGAUUCUCAAGAAGACCGGAGUCAAACUUGGCUUCAUGGGUGCCUUCUCCAAGGCCGCGGUCCUAGCGAUGAAGGAUGUCCCAGCCGCAAACGCCUCCAUUGAGGGACCAGGAGGUGGUGACACGAUUGUUUACCGAGACUACGUCGACAUCAGCGUGGCAGUGGCAACCCCCAAGGGUUUGGUGACGCCAGUGCUACGAAAUGCUGAGAGCUUAGAAUCUUUGGUGGACAUUGAGAAUGGUAUUGCUGAGUUGGGCAAAAAGGCACGCGAUGGAAAGUUGUCCAUUGAGGACAUGGCCGGAGGAACAUUUACCAUCAGCAACGGAGGAGUCUUUGGCUCGUUGUACGGCACUCCGAUCAUCAACCUUCCACAAACCGCUGUUCUUGGCCUGCACGCCAUCAAGGAAAGACCAGUUGCGGUGAAUGGCAAAGUGGAAAUCCGACCAAUGAUGUAUCUCGCUCUCACAUAUGACCACCGUCUACUAGAUGGACGGGAGGCUGUUACGUUCCUGGUCAAGAUCAAGGAAUACAUCGAGGACCCGGCAAAGAUGCUACUGGCAUAAGUAUCUGUGGGCCAAGCAUCAUGAGCCGCGUGCAGGUUGGCGGGUUGUUGGAGCGCCCACCGAGCUGCGGUUCAUUCAAUUUCAAGAGGCAAGGAUGGGUUAUUCAGCGCGGAUGUGGACGGAAGUAUUUAGCUCGUCAGGAAGCCUAGCAUUAUUAUUGUUGAGGGUUGUACAAAAGCAAGACAAAGCAGAUUCAGAUCGAUGACUGACGCGCUUGAAAUUGGUUUGAUCGAGACUUCUCAUGUUGCAAUUACAUAAUGAUGCUCUGUUUUGUGGUGAGGCUUUUCGGAACGAGGCAAGAGUGACGGGUUGUCAAGCCCCUGCGCCGAUGUUGUUCCGUUGAAACUCCGAGAACUCCAGGAAUGCUUAGACGACCACUUAUGAUUUCCUUGUGUUUGUGCCUCUGGAUAAUUCAUCUAACAAUAAUGCAAAGACCAUCUACGGUCAAUUACGUUGGUGAGGA
This is a messenger RNA of Exophiala mesophila, 2184 nucleotides long. RefSeq lists its product as uncharacterized. The record is from RefSeq and is a predicted model, not a curated record. Gene Ontology annotation, cellular component: oxoglutarate dehydrogenase complex. Bases 330 to 1721 code for a protein of 463 amino acids. The transcript is spliced from 5 exons. Gene Ontology annotation, molecular function: dihydrolipoyllysine-residue succinyltransferase activity. Gene Ontology annotation, biological process: tricarboxylic acid cycle. NCBI's taxonomy places the organism in Eukaryota, Fungi, Ascomycota, Eurotiomycetes, Chaetothyriales, Herpotrichiellaceae.